Oncorhynchus gorbuscha (pink salmon) is the source of this 3372-nucleotide messenger RNA. RefSeq names its product X-linked interleukin-1 receptor accessory protein-like 2. The coding region runs from base 1 to 2094 and encodes 697 amino acids. NCBI's taxonomy places the organism in Eukaryota, Metazoa, Chordata, Actinopteri, Salmoniformes, Salmonidae. The transcript is spliced from 10 exons. The record is from RefSeq and is a predicted model, not a curated record. Gene Ontology annotation, biological process: signal transduction.
AUGAAGAGCUCCCUCCUCAACCACAGUGCAAGCAUAGUAUUCCAUGACACCAACAACCACUCUGUUUGCACCAGUCACCUAACCAUAUGUACUACUUCCUCCUCCACAGUGGACGGCUGCAUCGAUUGGUCGGUAGACCUGAAGAGGUACCGGGUCCUAGCAGGGGAACCAGUGAGGGUGAAGUGCGCCCUGUUCUACAGCUACAUCAGGACCAACUACUCCAUGACUCAGAGCGCCAAGCUCCGGCUCAUCUGGUACAAAAACAAAGGGGACUCUGAGGAGCCUAUCAUCUUCUCCGGCCAUCGGCUCAGCAAGGAGGAUGACUCCAUCUGGUUCCGCUCAGCUGAGCUGGAGGACAACGGCUUCUACACCUGCGUCCUGAGAAACUCCACCUACUGCAUGAAGGUGUCCAUGUCCUUGGCGGUAGAGGAGAACGACGAGGGCCUGUGCUUCAACAGUAAAAUACGUCACCUGGAGAAAGCCGAGAUCACUAAGAGCAAGAUGAUCAACUGCCCCGACAUCGAGGAUUACCUCGCCCCUUACAAGCAGCCCCAGAUGACCUGGUAUAAGGAGUGUGAGAAGAGGACGUGGCGGAGCUCCAUCAUGGUGAACAUCACCAACAUCUGGUUUCCUGAGGUGCAGGAGGACGACGGGGGGAACUACACCUGUGAGCUCAAGUAUGGCAGCCGGGUGGUGAGGAGGACCACGGAACUCAAAGUCACAGCUCUCCUCACAACCAGACCCCCAAAGGUCCUGUUCCCUACUGAGAGACAGGCCAGUGUUAUAGAUGUCCAACCGGGUAUGCCCCUCAGUCUAGACUGUAAGGCCUUCUUUGGCUACAGCGGGGAGUCUAGACAUAUCAUCUACUGGAUGAAGGGGGAGAAGUUUGUGGAGGAGCUGGCAGGUCACAUUAAAGAAAGUGAAGUCAGGGUGCUGAAGGAACACUUGGGGGAAAAGGAGGUGGAGCUGUCCUUAACCUUCGACGCGGUGGAGGAGACGGACCUGGGAAACUACACCUGCUAUGUGGAGAACCACAUUGGACGGAGGAGCGGCAGCGCCAUCCUGCAGAAAAGAGACAUGUACAGGCUAGAGCUGGCUGGUGGACUGGGAGCCAUCCUGCUGCUACUGGGAGUCUUCACGGCCAUCUACAAGUGCUACAACGUGGAGAUCAUGCUCUGCUACCGGAGGCACUUUGGGAGUGACGAGACAGAGGACGACAACAAGGAGCAUGAUGCCUAUCUGUCCUACACAAGAGUUGAGCUGGAUUCCAUGGACAGGGGCUCCAGUGAAGAGGAGCAGUUUGCUCUGGAGAUCCUCCCAGAUGUUCUGGAGAAACACUACGGAUACAAGCUCUUCAUCCCCGACCGGGACCUCAUCCCCACCAGUCACAGCAUCUACAUUGAGGACCUGGCGCGGAGCGUGGAGCAGAGCAGACGGCUCAUCAUCGUGUUGACUCCUGAGUUUGUGGCCAAGCGUGGCUGGAGCAUCUUCCAGCUGGAGACUCGGCUCCACAGCAUGCUGGUGACCGGAGAGAUCAAGGUGAUUAUGAUCGAGUGUGCCAACCUCAAGAGCGUCAUCAACUACCAGGAAGUGGAGGCCCUGAAGCACACCAUCAAAGUCCUCUCCAUCAUCAAGUGGAGGGGCCCCAAGAGCAAUGAGCUCAAGUCUAUGUUCUGGAAGCAGGUGAUAUACGAGAUGCCGGUGAAGAGGAAAGAGAUGCUGUCUCGCCGGCAGGUGCUAGACUCCAGGGAGCAGGGUCUGUUCGGCGACCUGCAAACGGUCUCCACCAUCGCCAUGACGACCACAUCUGCCUCAAUGGUGCCCGCCCACCACGCUGAGAUUCCAGACUUUAACCAGACCAGCCACCCUCAGAUGAGACACUACUGCACCCGUAGCUAUGAGUAUAAGAUGCCUGCCUCCCCCGUGCAGAUAGCCACCUUGAGUAACCGUCACAUAUACUGCAAUAUCCCCAUGACGCUGCUCAACGGACAGGUGACUCAGAACAACACGAUGGGAAAGAGCAAGCAGGAGAUCCACUUGAACAGCACUUUCGUCCCUCUAUCUGGGGGGGAACACACAAGUGAUAUCUGGUAGACUGAUAUCCAGCUUGAUGCCACAUCUCUUAUGUCUUUGUCUUUUAUCUGCAUGAAGAUUCAUUUAGACAAAACACUGAUCAAAAACCAUUCUGCACACAAUCAUUUCUCGCUGACUAUUUUCAUUAGCGGUUAAAUGUUUUCUGGAUUUGUCUUUUUUCGUUCAGUCUUUAAAGAAAUCAAGGACAAAGGGAGUUGCUCCAGUCAUCAUUUUCUUACUUGAAAAAUGUCUCCUUUUUUGAGAUGAGUAAUAAAUGAAAAAUCCUUGUUUUAAAUGUUCAAGGUAUUGUUAUUAUGUACAGUUUUCAUAUCUUCUAUAGACAUUCAUGAUGAUUCCUUUAAGAUUUUAAUGGCGUGAGUAUGUGAGUGAAUCCAAAUUGAAAGAUUCUGACCUGUGAUAUUUUCUUGGGAAAAGGGAACGUUUCUCAUUGCAGCACAAUUCUGUCAAGAUGGACUGAAAACAUUCUCUGUGAGCUUUAAAAAUGUUACAGUAUAUUUAAGCAAAUCAAUAAUGUUUGAAUUUACACAAGCUAUUGUCAUUGUUUGAGGCCAAUUAAAUAUGAAUAUUUGAAUUGUUUAAUGCAGUAUUUGUUUGAGUUGUAGUCUGUGACUAGUUGCUGUCUCUUGAGUUCUGCCUGUUACUUUGCUUAUUUUAGUUGUACAAAACAAGAAGCCUUUUUCUCUGCUGAAUUCCUCCCCUGCUUCACCUGCCUUCCUUCCUCUGUUGGCCAUAUUGUUUUCAGAUGGCCAUUGAGUUGUCUUUUUGAGGAUGAGCCGCCCUCCAAAUAGUACAGAUGGACUCGGUGGUGCUUUCGGAAACGAUGGUAGUAUUGACUGAAUGUAUUGUAGAAAUUAAAGGGAACUGGAAUCACCUGAGAGAUAUUUGCAUUUAUAUCUAUUUUAUUUUAUUGAUUUCAUUUGCUAAAUGAGAAGAGAAUAGUCUUAUAGAAUCAUCCUCUUUUCAGUUGCUCUGCUAUUUUGAUCUUAGAAAAUGAAUCCUAUUUGUCUGCAAUGAUUUGUAAUAUAGCAGCCUCUAUCUGUCUCAUUGAGUUAUAGAGGAAUAAUCAGCUUCUAAUGUGUCUCAUUGAGUUAUAGAGGAAUAAUCAGCUUCUAAUGUGUCACAUUGAGUUUUAGGAAUGAUCAGCCUCUAAUCUCUCUCAUUGAGUUAUAGAGGAAUGAUCAGCCUCUAAUCUCUCUCAUUGAGUUAUAGGAAUGAUCAGCCUCUAAUCUCUCUCAUUGAGUUAUAGAGGAAUGAUCAGCCUGUAAUAUGUCUCAUUGA